Molecule: messenger RNA, 345 nt
Organism: Phytophthora sojae
Lineage: Eukaryota; Oomycota; Peronosporomycetes; Peronosporales; Peronosporaceae
Exons: 1
Source: RefSeq, a predicted model, not a curated record
UUCAAAUUCAACGUUACCCGCGAGUACAAGCAUAACGUCAAAGGCUGCGACUUCCACGCUCUGGCCAAAAAGCACAAGGUCACAUCGUCGAUGGUCCGCGACUGGGUUAAAAAUCAAGACAAACUACAACAAGCAUCUAAAGACCGCCAAGUGGGUACACGCGUGGCUUGCCGAAUGCCUGGAGCCGGACGCAAGGCGCAGCAUCACGACCUCGAGGAACGGCUUCAUAGCUGGAUUGUCGACCGCAAUAACAAGGGAUUGAGGGUCAAAGACAAAUAUAUCAGACUCCAAGCGCUGAGUAUUUAUCGCUCGCAGCACAACGAUGAGAGGACGACCCGCACCUGA